AUGGCAUGGCCAUACUCAGCCCUCAUCGGUGUCAUUGUCGUAGUCGUUUUUUACAGGUGGCUGAAUAUCGCAUUCCACCCCGAUCUGCGACACGUGCCAGGCCCGUUUCUCAACCGAUUCAGCAGACUACCGCUCAAGUACGCCAUCUGCACAGGACACCGGGCCGACUACAUCCACAGUCUGCACCAGAAGUAUGGCCAUGUCGUCCGCAUUGCGCCAAAUGAAGUAGAUGUCUCCGACAUCAAAGCUGUGAAGAUAAUCCACAGAUCUGGGACCGGAUACCUGAAAGCCGACUGGUAUCCCAACACGCACCCCACGAAGACUAGUGACGAUGAUAUGUGCUUGUUUCAGGUCCAGAAUCCAAAGACAGCGGCCGAGAGGAGAAAGCUUUAUCAUCGGUCCGGAAGCAGAUUGGCGCUGAAGGCGUGGGAGCCUCAAGUUAGAGAGUAUACGGAGGUUGCGGUCGCGAAGAUUAAGCGAGAUAUUCACAAUCUUGGUCAAGCCGAUAUUUGGAAAUGGUUUACCUACAUGGCUACUGACCUCAUCGGCGUGGUUGCGUUUGGAGAGUCGUUUGGUUUGUUGAGGACCGAAGUAGAUAUCACCUUGACCCACGACCUCGAGAAAAUCAUGAUGCUUACCGGACUCGGAGUCGAAUUCAACCUGUGGUUCUUUGUCAGGUACUUCUCGGUCCCAGGUAUAGGAAACUUGAAGAAAAUACUGGCACGUAUGCUUGAAGAAGGCUAUCGAGCCGUCGCGGCGACCAAGAAUUCCGCAAAGGGCGGCUCGCAUACGCUCUUCUCGAAGAUGGUUCCUGAAGACGGAUCUGAGGCACCGUUGGUGGAUAGCGUGGUUGCGAACGAGGCUAUCGGAGAUAUUGUCGCGGGCAGCGAUACCACUGUCGCGGGCAUUGUUUACAUCAUCUAUGCGGUACUGCGCCAUCCUAAGGUCAAGAAAAGGCUAGAAGAAGAGCUUGCCACCUGUUCCGCAAGUCCCAGCUGGGAUGAGCUGGAGGGAAAAGCGUAUCUCAAUUGGGUGGUUGAUGAGGGACUGAGAUUGUAUCCCCCUGCACCUUCCAGUCUACCUCGGAAGGUUCCCGACAAAGGUGCCAUGCUGGGCGGGUUUCAAUUGCCUGGGAGAUGUGUGGUAUCUACACAAGCUCUCACCAUUCAGCGAGAUCCCAUUGCUUUUCCCAAUCCCGAAGAAUUCAUCCCAGAACGGUGGGAGAACGCUACCGCGGAAAUGAAAGAUCAUUUUGUUGUGUUUGGUGGUAGCAUGAGAUCAUGUGUAGGACAACACUUGGCUCGACUGGAGCUAUUGUUUGCAGUUCAGACUUUCUUUCGAGAAUGUCCAGAUGUUGUGAUGGCCCAAAGCGCUGACGAGAAGUGCAUGGAAAGACUGGAUUUCUUCACGGCGAAGCCACGAGGUGGAAAGGUCGAGCUGACCAAGAAAUAA
Exophiala bonariae is the source of this 1452-nucleotide messenger RNA. RefSeq lists its product as uncharacterized. Gene Ontology annotation, molecular function: oxidoreductase activity, acting on paired donors, with incorporation or reduction of molecular oxygen; monooxygenase activity; iron ion binding. NCBI's taxonomy places the organism in Eukaryota, Fungi, Ascomycota, Eurotiomycetes, Chaetothyriales, Herpotrichiellaceae. The transcript has 5 exons. Bases 1 to 1452 code for a protein of 483 amino acids. The record is from RefSeq and is a predicted model, not a curated record.